AUGCAUCUACUCAACCCCAUCCUAGCGCUCAUUUUCGCUCUUUAUUUCGGUUAUGGAGCCCUCGGUAUAAUCAGUAAUAUCCUGCCGUUGAACGUCUUAGACGAGAUCUUGGCCCGUAAGCUGGCUGCCAGUGAUGCCGUGGUCACUGAGGAAGGCUCAAUCUACAAGGAGUCUCUGAAAAAACCAAGCAACGAUACUUUUGAGGAGAAGAAUGAUGCCCAUGAGGCUCAUUCCGGUGUAUGUCUCCUUGUUUGUGAUCAGUCUACCGUCUCUAGUAGAUCUUUCGCUAUUGACAAGCAUAUGACCGAUGUCUGCUACUCUACCACCGGUUGCAAGCGUGGCAAGGCCUACGAUAUUGUCACUACUACCGCCCGCCAAUCCUUUGUUGGUAAAAUGGCUAUUAUUGUUCAAGGCGCCAAUAGCCAAGGUUAUUUUGCAGCUAUCAUGGAUAACAUCGGCGCCACACUGCUUGUUGUCGUUAUAUUUGGAUCCUCGCUGGUGGGCCGGUGGUUUCUACCGUCACCUGGAGGUCGCUACGCCCGAAGAUUCCAACAAACGUACCAAAGCCGUCGAGGACGAUGA
Molecule: messenger RNA, 582 nt
Organism: Penicillium pulvis
Lineage: Eukaryota; Fungi; Ascomycota; Eurotiomycetes; Eurotiales; Aspergillaceae
Product: Plasma membrane ATPase
Exons: 3
Coding region: 1-582 (193 amino acids)
Source: RefSeq, a predicted model, not a curated record